CGUGAAGAUUUCAUGUUUCCUUUACAUGACUUUUAGUUGAGUUUUGAUAACAGUUGUUACGGAAAACAAACUUGAAUUGAAUGGAUGUUGACAGUUGAGUUGAGUGUGGCUUAUAAACAAUAAACAAGAUGAGUGCUGGUAUGGUUUCAGUACCUGUUAUAAUUCCUUUAAAAGCACCAGGAAGUGGUACGACUGGUUCUCGUAAAUGGAUGAUUGAUGCGUCAACAUUAGUGGAAGUGCAUUCAAAUACUAAAGACUGUCUGUUAUUUUAUACACUAAAUGGUAGCAAGCCUGAUCCAUUCAAAAAAAUUGGAGACAGGACAACAUACCAGUAUUCUAAACCUUUCACCUUGAAUCCAGGCAAGAGAACAGUAAAAGCAAUAGCUGUGCUUAAAGAUGGAACUAAGGAGAGUUCGAUAAACACAAAAGUAUUUCAAGUUGAUCCGGUGGAGGAGAAAAGCGAUGAAGAAACUGACCAAAAAUUAAAUACAACUUGGGAGGAGCAAGCACUACCAAGGGAUUUAGAAGAUUCUAACAAGAUUGAACGAAAUAUGUUUAAGAAAGUUAUACGUAAAGAACAUUUUAAGAAAACGCCACCACAAGUUGCUGGUGAAGUUGUAAAGAAAGUACUAACUGAUUCACCAUCUGUACGUGAAAUAGAAAAGUCAAAUGAUGAUUAUGACAAUGCAAUGCGUUGUCUUCGUUGCAAUACACUAAGACCAGCAGACCCUUAUGCAAGGUUCUGUAAUGGCUGUGGAUCCAACCUUCCACCUGCGCCUGGGCGCAUAAGAAGUCCACCUGUCCCACCUUCCUUCGAAACCUUUCCAUGUGCUAAUUGUGGUUCAAUAAUUCCCUCUGAGCUGUCAUUUUGCACUGUGUGUGAUAUUGCAAUAAAAACAAAUUCGAAAACACAAUGUAAAAAUGAGCAUAAGUGUGCAAAUUGUGGAACAACAAAUCCCCCAGAUGCAGUAGAAUGUUUGGUUUGUGAUGAAAAAUUAAAAAUUAAAUCAUCUCCACGUAUCUCGAAAACUCCAAGACCAUCUAGUGAUUAUGUUGUUUGCCCAUUUUGUAGCAGAGUAAACAGUGCUGAUGCACGCUUUUGUGACUGGUGUAGAGAGAAACCUCAACCACCAACAGCUACUACCGCAUGUCAGCUUUGUUUUACAGAAAACGGCUUAUACUCUCAGUAUUGCUGCUCAUGUGGUAAGGUUUUACCUGCUCCACUCCAAAAAGAUUUUGAAGAAAUCCUAGAAAAUGGCGAGCUGUCAGUAAAACACCAGAUGGGAUCAGCAUCAGAAAUGCUUCAUGAUCUAGCUAAAGGUGAGAGUCCUAACUGGCGAAAAGUACCAUUCCAACCAACAUCUAAGAAGAGGUCUAAAAAUGCAUCAACUCAAGCAGGUGAUGGUGUAUUAUCAAAUGUGGAUAAGUUUUCUGGAAUAAAUGCAAAGCCUAGUCCAGGCAAAGGAUUUUGGCGUCAACAAGUUGAGCAUGUUAAUCACCAUUUGAAAGUUUAUACACAAAAUAAUUUAGAGUUUCGAGAGUCUUUUAGCAAACAUAUUAUAUCUCGUCUGAUAACUGCUUCUGUUGAAGAAUCCACUGAAGAUUCAGAGCUUGUUUUAACUGUAAGAUUUGGUUUAAGAGCUGAAGAUGUAAACAAGAUUGCCAAAAAAGGCUUGAAAAAUGUUCAGUCUGGCCAAACCCUCAUAAAUGCAAUGACAACUAGCUCUAAUGCAAAGUCUGGGGCGUCUGGAUCUCGGCCAUCAUCUGGUAGACAGCGACCUGGCUCUGCUAAUUCAAGACCAAAUUCAGCCAGAAAAAAGAAAACACAUAAAGCCAUUGAAAAGGAAAAGAUUGCAGUUAAACUCUCAAAAUUAUCUGAAGACAACUUAAAACUUUUAAACAUGAUCAAAUCUACAAAAACAUUAGACCAGGACAAAGUACAAGAAUUGCUGGAUCUUGAAGAUGUCAAUCCUAAUACAAAAGACGAAAAUAAUAUUCCUUUGUUGAAGCUCUGUAUUUUACAGAAACAUUUUGAUAUUAUUCAAAUACUUAUUAAAGCAGGAGCGUAUAUAAACGAGACUUCCGGAAUGAAGGAAACAACUGCAUUGCAUGAAGCAGUUUUACUUGGUAUUACUGGAAAAGAUGCUGUAGCAAUUCUGCUGGAGAAUGAUGCUUCGCCAGAUGUGAAAGAUAAAAAAGGAAGAACUCCUUAUGAGUUAGCAUUAGACUCUGGUACAGAAAUUUUAAUUGAUAAGUUUACAAAACAUUCAUCACAAGACUUGUUAAAAGAUGUUAUGAAAAUUUAGUAGUUUUUACUGCUUUUUACAAGCUGUGUGGAAAAAAUUUGAAUCUUGUUGAAAUAGCUUUGAUUAAUUUUUUAAAACUCUUUUUAAAAUAGUGUUUAUAUUAAAUUUUUUUGUCAUUGUGUUGUUGAAAUUUGUUACAACUGUCAAUGUCGAAAUUUUAAUAUUUUUGUUAAUUAAUUUGUUGAUUUUUAAGAAAAUAUGUUACAUUGUUAAAAGUAACCCUUGAAAAUCUAGAAAGAAAUUUCUUUAGUGGAAUUAAAUGACCACUCUCAUACUAUUUAGAUUAUAUAAUAAUGAAGAUUGUGUGAUAAUGUAUAAAGUGGAUUAAAACCAAUUAAUUUUUAAAAAUUUUGUUCAUUGUAACAUUUUCUACUUCAAAAUGCUUGCUGUUUUUUUAAUUUUGAAUCGGCUAAAUAAUUACUUUUAAGGAUUUUAAUUUUCAUCAACUUGCAAUCUUUUCAGGGUUUUAUUUUCACCAGUCAUCUGAAUAUUACAAAAAACACCUUUUUGUUCUUUUUUAUUCUAAUUCAGUUUAUUAUAUUUUACUAGUUUUAGAUGAAGGUAGAAGGAGACACAAAUGGAGGGAGCUAAAUAAAUAAUUUUUAGAAACACAAUGUUUUUAUAUCAAUAAACAUCACAUCCCUUCCUGUUUCAUUAUCCUUAUCUAACAUUAAAUGUUUAACGUAUUCCCUACCUUUUCUGUGAGGGGGAGAGGGGAGGCUAAAGAAAGAAAGAGGUUUUAAUGUUUGAGUCUGCAUGGGAGGAAGGCUAUUAGAAAAAUUUUAAAAAUAAAUGUUAACAAGAGCUUAUUUCAAAACAAAUUUCUUGUAUUACUAUCAUUUUUUAAAUUGAUUAUUUUUUUAAGAGAAUGCCUUGCAACAUUUUACUCUUUUGUAAUGUGAAAUCCUUUAGGUGCAGUGAAACCAAAGUAUACAUUUACAUGUUUGGUGUAUUAAGGAUGCAUAAAUUAAUUACUAAAAUUUGGGACAAUGUUAAUUUUGGACAAAACACAUUUUUCCUCAAAUCAUAAUGCCCCAAAAUUCUUGUUGUCUGGAAAUCGUCUGAAAUUUCGAAUGAAUGCAAUAUUUUUCUUACAUUAAAAGCAGACAUUAAAUGUUAAAAUUUUUUUUUUUCUGUAGAAUUAGUAAACCUCACUCACAAGAAGAUAUAAUUGUUCAAAUGACAAACAUCUUCCCAUUGGAGGAUCGUUUUAUCAGGGAGCCCAUUUAAAGCUAAAUCACUUUUUAUGUUGUGUAUUAGGCUAAUGUAUUUUCUUACAUAUAAAUAUGUUGACUAUAAGUAGUCUUUCAUCUCAAAUUGUGUUUAUCUCAAUUAUUUGGGUCCCUAAGUUUUUGAUAAUGUAUUCCUUCUGAGCACGAACUAUUCUGUUCCCAACUGUCAUUUGAAGUAAAACAGCUUCUUGAUUAUUAUUCACAAAACCCUGUUUUUUUAUUUAUCUUACUUUUAUCUUUAGGACGUAAUAUCUAGAGAGUUUUAUUUUAAUUGUUGUUGAAGUUUUAAAGCUAUACUGUAUACUGUCAUUAAAUAUAAAAAAAUGAUCACAAUGUCAAUUCUGUCACAAAUGAUUUUAUCACAAAAAUUAUGAGUAAAGAUAAAGUAAAUUUUUUUGUACAAUACAAUUACAAAACUGUACAUAACAGAUGUCUUCACAGUAGUUAACCCUUAAAAGACUGGUCCAAAAAAUAUACGGUCAAAAACAGUGCCACAGUUGGACCACAAAAACUUCUGAGGACUGGUUUGUCAUAAAAGGUAUGUGUGUUAGGAUGAAUUGGGCUACCUAAUGUUACUAAACAUGAACCGUCUAGGCCUUGUCCUCAGCCACCAAUCACGCUUCAAGUUUUGGGAAGCUGAUUAUGUCCAUCCUUAAUUAAGGGUUAAAAAAGGAUUGAAAUUAAUUUUAUCAUAUUUAAUGUAGUAUUUACUGUAGCAUAGUUAAAAAGUGUAUAUAUCAUUAAUAUUUUAACUUGUUUAUAGAAUGUGUCAAAUAUUGAUGUGAAUACUUUUUUGUGGAUUUAUUAUGGAUUAUAUUGAUUUUUUACUUGUUAUAUAUGUAAUCUGGUAUGGAGAGUUGCAUACAUCAAUCUUUUUUGACAAAAACAACAACUUAGUUUUCUUUUAA
Hydractinia symbiolongicarpus is the source of this 4446-nucleotide messenger RNA. Its product is annotated as double zinc ribbon and ankyrin repeat-containing protein 1-like. Gene Ontology annotation, molecular function: protein binding. The transcript has 2 exons. Lineage: Eukaryota; Metazoa; Cnidaria; Hydrozoa; Anthoathecata; Hydractiniidae. Bases 129 to 2306 code for a protein of 725 amino acids. The record is from RefSeq and is a predicted model, not a curated record.